GUAACUUUAGAUAAAAAGAUCACAGCUUGAGGUCUACCGAAAUUAUUUGUGUUUAGUAUGACAUUAUAUGCGAAAGAAACAGUUGUGUGAAAAUGUGGCGUGUAUUACUUCUUAUAUCAUUCUUCGGGUGCAAUAGUAUCCAGUCGACUUCAUUCGACUUGGGAGGAGUCGUGUCUGGUAACCGCAUGGCUGCUGUACCAUUAGGAAGGUCACUCGGGGAGGGAGAACUGGACAUUGAGGGUAUUUGUACAGAAGCUGGUAUGGCAUGUCAAAAUUGUACGCAUGCUGUCACUUGCAUACCAUUACCUGUUGGAUGGCUGAAAGUGCCCUUGCAACAGUGCUCUGACGGACAAACUUGCAACGCUCAUCUCAAGCAAUGUUCGAAUGACGCUGUCCCCGAGUGCGAUAUUGUAACACAGAAAUUUCAACACAUCUGCGAGCAGGUUGGUAUAUUCCCAGACGCCCACGAUUGUAGGAAGUUUCAUUUAUGUUCCCCACCAGACGACUUCGCUAAUGGUAGACCUGCAGACCACAGAGCGGCGUUAUGUCCCAGACAUUACGGCUAUGACCCCAGGAUUGCUCAAUGUUCGAUAAAACUAAAACAUGGGCAGUGCGAUCAGAGACCAGUUCCAAGUUGCAAAAAAGUCGGCCAAUCUGGUGUCUUGGAAGGCAGCCCACAUCACUACUACGUAUGUCUUUCGAGACAUGGCAAUUUGUAUCCUCAAAUCUUCAUCUGUCCCCACGGAUGGUACUUUUGGAAUAAUUUUUGUCAACCAGAACCCGAAAUUGAAAAGACAUUAGGAGAAAUGAAAAGCAAUGGUAACCUGAAGACGAUCACUGAAAGCACACGGGAUAGUGAUCAUUUGAUAACGGUGACCACAAUAACCACACCAACACCAGUCACAUACAGAAUAAAUUCAUUCUUUUCAACAGAGAAGCCUGUUACAUAUCCAGCAGAUACUUUCUUAGCUGAUAAAUUCGAUUUAACAAACUAUGAAACAACAGAUGACGUAUCACCAAAUAUGAAUGAUGAAUUUGCUAAUUCAUUUGAAAGUGGUACCGAUUUUUGGUAAAAUAAUCUUU
This is a messenger RNA of Nymphalis io (European peacock), 1083 nucleotides long. RefSeq lists its product as uncharacterized. The record is from RefSeq and is a predicted model, not a curated record. Gene Ontology annotation, cellular component: extracellular region. The transcript has 5 exons. NCBI's taxonomy places the organism in Eukaryota, Metazoa, Arthropoda, Insecta, Lepidoptera, Nymphalidae. Gene Ontology annotation, molecular function: chitin binding. The coding region runs from base 93 to 1073 and encodes 326 amino acids.